GCGGUCAACCACUGCCUGGCAUUUAAAAAGUGAAAUUGACAUCCAUAGUCGCGCAGAUGGAGAACCUAUCGAGGUUCGUGGGUCAGAUGUCCUUGGCAGAUGACAGCAGAGCGGAGGGCAACAUCUCGUCUGAGUAUAUUAUGAUCGUGGUCCCUUCAGGUGUUUGGACAUUGCUCCCAAGGAUGAACCAGACUUGUGGAGGUCUACAAUAAUUUUUCUGAGAUCUUUGCUGAUUUCUUUUUGAUUCUUCCACGAUGUCAAGCAAAGAGGCACUGAGUUUGAAGAAUAUUCGUGCUCAGACUUCUGUCAUCAAGAAAGAUGUUGGCCUUACCACGAUAGCGGGGGAACUGAUGGAGAAUGUAAAGAAGAACCGUUACAGAGACAUUUUACCAUAUGACCAGACCCGUGUGCCCCUGACUCUACUGACAAAUGAGAAUGAUUUGGACUAUAUCAACGCCAGCUUCAUUAAGGGUGCAACAAAGACCAAAAAAUACAUAGCGACCCAAGGGCCUCUGAGACACACUUUGGUGGACUUCUGGCGAAUGAUUUGGCAGUAUGAUGUAAAGGUCAUAAUCAUGGCUUGCAGAGAAAUUGAAAUGGGAAAAAAAAAGUGUGAGUGCUACUGGACUACUUUCAAAGAAACAACCCAUUUUGGUCCCUUUAUUGUGUCAAAUUUUCAGGAAUCCAGCCCAAAUGAGGAAGUAGUUUUCCGCGCUCUGACAGUGAGAUAUCAUGAGGAAACACGGAAAAUCUCUCAAUUCCAAUACACAGCUUGGCCUGAUCAUGACGUUCCAUACACCGUUUAUGGUAUUUUAGGAAUGAUGGAUAUGGCUCGCAAAGACCAAGGAAACAACACUAGCCCUGUUCUCAUCCACUGCAGUGCUGGUUGCGGAAGAACAGGGGUGAUUUGUGCCCUGGAUUAUGUUCACGAUCUUCUUGUCACAAAGCAAAUUAAAGAAGAUUUCAGUAUCAUGAAGAUUGUAGUGGAACUAAGGAGUCAGAGGCCAUCAGCAGUUCAGACAAAGGAACAGUAUCGGUUUGUGUUUUCUGCCGUGGCUUCGAUGUUUGAGAAGGCUUUACGGUCAGCUGAGAACAACUCCCAGAAUCUCACCAAGAGUAACCAAUCUUUAUAUGAUGGUGUUGCAUCUGUGAAGACAUCUCCACCAACAACAUCAGCCAGCGCUCAGACACUUGCAGAAAGAUAUUCUAAUGUGCAGUACAGAGCGCCUCGGCCUCGUCAGCAAAAGAUGAAUGACGUAUAUGCCGUGGUCAACAAGUCCAAACAGCUCCCGCCACCAGCCUCUUCCACCGUCCCUCUGGCCGCUCUCCAUCACUAUGACAACGAAGAGCUGGGCGUCCCAAAAUGCCAUGUCGGUGCUCUUUACAGCAUGGUCAAGCCCAAGAGCAGGUGUCUUCCAGCCAAAACACCACCAGCUGUCUCACCCAUAUAUGACACAGCCGGACUAGCCAAUCACAGGCUAGCUGAGGCCUCGGCAGGGGAGGACCAGAGUGGCUAUGAGCUGGUCGCAGCUGACCGUCAUUCCUCGACCGAAGAUGACUAUGAGUAUGUCUCAAAUCCCAUCAAACGCAUGACCAACAGCUGCACUCCUAGUAGCAUGGAGUUCAACUGUCGCAUUAAAAAACCCAAAGGGCCUCGGGAUCCCCCGGCAGAGUGGAGUCGUGUGGAGAGAUGACAUAGCAGCCAUAUACCAGGCCUGGACACAUCUUUACUCAUUCAUGUUUGACAAGCAAUGGGAAUAGGCUCUUUAUUAAUUUUUACUUGCUGUGAACAUCUACUGUAUGUGAUCACAGAAAUACAUCUAUCUAUCUAUUUAUCUAUCUUUUGUAACCCAUUUGAGUCCGUAUAUUUUUCAGAUCUUGUGAUUUAUAUUACUGAUGAAAGAAAAAACUAUAUUAAACCACUUUCAAUUCUGAGACAAGUAUUGGUUUUGAAUACCAUUUACCGAUUGAAGUGCAGUGGUGCUAUAGUGUGAUUGUAGUAACCAACAGGUGGCACUAUAGUAACAGGAGCUAAUUUGUUUGUUUUUUCAUUAUUGAUGUUUCAGGUAUUGUAAAAUGUGUUUUCACAGGUAGACUCAUGCUUUAUUGCUUUGAUGUCUACUAAUUGCUGGUAACAAGGACUUACAAUAAAGACAACAAUUUCUUCAA
Oncorhynchus keta (chum salmon) is the source of this 2169-nucleotide messenger RNA. RefSeq names its product tyrosine-protein phosphatase non-receptor type 18-like. The transcript has 16 exons. Gene Ontology annotation, molecular function: non-membrane spanning protein tyrosine phosphatase activity. Gene Ontology annotation, cellular component: nucleus; cytoplasm. The coding region runs from base 255 to 1694 and encodes 479 amino acids. Lineage: Eukaryota; Metazoa; Chordata; Actinopteri; Salmoniformes; Salmonidae. The record is from RefSeq and is a predicted model, not a curated record. Gene Ontology annotation, biological process: peptidyl-tyrosine dephosphorylation.